AUGCCGAGGGACUAUCUGCUCCCUUUUCUCUCAGUUUGUCUCUUUGUCAUACAACUUGGUCUUUCUGUAAGCGACCUACCGUCUAUUAAGCUCAUGCAAGAUAUUGUAUGUAAGCAUGUCCAUCGAAUCGAUAGCCCUGAGCUUCUUCCAGAAGAGAAAUGUCGGGAUGAGCCGGUGCAGCAACGACUUAACUUCAUCAUGAUGGGGAUGCAAAUAUCCGCCACUAUUUCGGCUACCCUAGUUGCGUUCCCCUUGGGUGUUCUCUCAGAUCGAAUCGGCCAACUUCCUGUACUAGGUGCAAGUAUCCUCAGCAUGAUACUCUCACAAUCAUACGCCAUGUUCGUACGCUGGAAAUCAGACAUGAUUCCACUCGAGGCAAUAUGGUGUAUCGGUGUCGCACUUCUCUUUGGUGGGGGUCGAAGCGUUGCUGAGGCCAUGGUAUUUGCUAUCAUUGUGGACACGGUACCCGAAUCCAAGAGGCAAGCUUAA
Molecule: messenger RNA, 489 nt
Organism: Fusarium odoratissimum NRRL 54006
Lineage: Eukaryota; Fungi; Ascomycota; Sordariomycetes; Hypocreales; Nectriaceae
Exons: 2
Coding region: 1-489 (162 amino acids)
Biological process (GO): transmembrane transport
Cellular component (GO): membrane
Molecular function (GO): transmembrane transporter activity
Source: RefSeq, a predicted model, not a curated record